Ictalurus furcatus (blue catfish) is the source of this 1899-nucleotide messenger RNA. RefSeq names its product 5-beta-cholestane-3-alpha,7-alpha-diol 12-alpha-hydroxylase-like. Lineage: Eukaryota; Metazoa; Chordata; Actinopteri; Siluriformes; Ictaluridae. Gene Ontology annotation, molecular function: sterol 12-alpha-hydroxylase activity; heme binding; iron ion binding. The record is from RefSeq and is a predicted model, not a curated record.
CGUUUAAAUAGAGAGAAGCUGGAGAAAGUGAUGAGAAAGAGAGAGAAGAAGAAGAAGAAAAAACCCCAACACACACGACAUACACAACACACACAACACACCUCUGGAUAAAGGCCCUCUUCCAUGGCUGGGACACGUCCUGGAGUUCAGGAGGGACACUGCAAAGUGGAAUUCAGGAGGGACACUGCAAAGUUUCUAGAGAGGAUGAGAAUGAAGCGGGAUAUUUUCACUGUUCAGCUGGGAGGGUUUUAUUUCACUUUCCUCACAGACCCACUGUCCUUUGGCUCGGUGGUUAAAGAGGCCUGGGCCAAACUGGACUUUAAUGAGUUCGCUAAGCACCUGGUCCAGCGUGUUUUUGGCUACCAUCCCUUAGAAGAUGACCACAAACUCAUUCAGGCAUCCAGCAACAAGCAUCUGAUGGGUGAUGGCCUGGUGGUGAUAACACAAGCCAUGAUGAACAACCUACAGAACCUCAUGUUGCACAACAUUGGGCCUGGAAAUGAUGAUGACCGACCGUGGCAGGAGGAUGGGCUCUUCGCUUACUGCUAUAACAUCGUGUUCCGAGCCGGAUAUCUGGCGCUUUUUGGAAAUGAAGUAGCCAAGACUGCAGGAAGUGUGGAUAAAGCAAAGGAAGUUGACCGAAAGGAGUCAAAUGAACUCUUUUAUGAGUUCCGUAAAUAUGAUCAACUUUUCCCAAAGCUGCUGGACAGUGCAGUGGAUGAGAGCCUGCGCAUGACGGCUGCUCCUGUGCUUACACGAGCUUUUCUGGAGGACAUGAGCCUGAAAAUGGACAACAGCCACGAAUACAAGAUCCGCAAAGGUGACCGUGUGUCCCUCUUCCCCUACACCGCUGUCCAGAUGGACCCAGAGGUGCACCCUGAUCCACACACCUUCAAAUACAAUCGCUUCCUCACACCCGAUGGCAGAAAAAAGACAAAAUUCUACAAAGGAGGAAAGAAAGUGAAGUACUACAACAUGCCGUGGGGUGCCGGGGUCAGCAUGUGUCCCGGGAGGUUCUUCGCCAUCAACGAGCUCAAGCAGUUCGUCUUCCUCAUGCUCACAUAUUUUGACUUUGAGUUGAAGAACCCAGAUGAAGAGAUCCCAGACAUCGAUGUGAGGCGGUGGGGAUUCGGGACGAUGCAGCCAACGCGGGACAUCCCGUUCAGAUACAGGCUCAGGUUUUAGACAAUGCAACUGUUCGUAUUAUUAACAUCUCGCAUUUUACCUUCAUGCUAGGUCAGUGUUUAUUACUAUUAUUAUUUUUAGUAUUAUUAAUAGCUUUGCUAAUCAUUCAUAUUCAUAUUCAUGUUUAAAGAAAGCCUCAGUUGUAAUAAUCUGUCUUUAUUGGUGAUCAAGAUGAAUGUAUAAAUAUUUUCCCUAGAUUAAACAAUUUCCUGCUUCAGACUGUAUACUGUAUAAAUAUUACAACGAGUUUUAUUUUGAUCUGUUCUACGGAAAGCACUUUAAGACUUAUGAUGAAUAAAAUGAUAAUAAUAUGAAAGGUGAAAUAGAAAUAUUGACUUAUUUACUGCCUCAUGUGUGUAUAUGUCUGUGACUAUAUAAAAAAUUGUUUCAGUAACUCAGUUACAGCAUCAGAUCCUCUGAAUAAACAGUUUCCCAUCAGUUAUUUUAAAUAAUUAAUUUCACACAUCUUUCAAAACUCAAAGCAGUUAUCCUCACCUCCAAAAUGCACUAAAAGUACUGAAACACUUCACACACACCUCAAACUCAACUCAUUCUAACACAACAACAAAAAAAGGUUCUCUCUCAACAAGAACAUGACCUUGACCUCACAACACACUUACCUGAAAAACAUCACAUCAGGAAACAUUACACAAGAUUGUGUCUUUGAUUUUUCUAUGAAGUCUCUGAAAUGGUGCAGAAUUAUGUUAUUUAUUU